Molecule: messenger RNA, 1842 nt
Organism: Lachnellula hyalina
Lineage: Eukaryota; Fungi; Ascomycota; Leotiomycetes; Helotiales; Lachnaceae
Product: Efflux pump
Exons: 5
Coding region: 1-1842 (613 amino acids)
Biological process (GO): transmembrane transport
Molecular function (GO): transmembrane transporter activity
Source: RefSeq, a predicted model, not a curated record
AUGCUUCUCGAGAUCGGUGACGCGAAAUCCCCAACGGUCUGUGUUGACCAAGUCAAACUUGAAACUUCAAACUCCUCAUCAUUUGACAAGGAUGUUGGAGGAGCUGGUAUAGAUCUCACCAAGUCCUCGCUCGAGAUUCAAGAAAGCGCCAAUGACACAAUCCAAGUUACAAGUUCAGGGCAACUAGAUCCGGAAAAUGCUUGCAACGAAAAAGACAUGGCGGUGGUUGAAGCAGGACCAGAGCCGCCGCCGCCCAGCGAGUUGAAACGCCCCGAGGGCAUAACCUUGUUGUUAUUAACAGUAGGAUUGAUGUUCUCUGUCUUCAUAAUGUCCCUCGAUACUAGCAUUAUUGCAACCGCGAUUCCCAAAAUCAGCACCGAGUUCCACAGCAUCGACCAGAUAGGCUGGUACACCAGCGCCUACUUACUCCCGCUGAUGGCCCUCCAGCCAACGUUUGGCAAGAUAUAUUCAUAUUUCGAUAUCAAAACCGUCUUUUUGGCCGCCUUGCUAGGCUUUGAGGUUGGGUCUGUGGUCUGUGCUACGGCGAAAUCGUCGGUGAUUUUUAUAGUUGGGCGAGCGAUUGCGGGGUCGAGUGCUGGCGCGAUUCAUUCGGGGGGUAUGACCAUUAUCGGGUUGACGAUACCGCUGCAUAAGAUUUCCAUCUUUUUGGGGACGCUGACUAGUAUGGUUGCUGUGGCGGGCCUGGCCGGUCCGCCGUUGGGGGGCUUGUUCACGGAUGUAGCGAGGUUGACGUGGAGGUUUUGCUUCUGGAUCAAUUUGCCUUUUGGUGGGAUAGCGGCAGCUAUAUUUUUGUUGGGGUUCAGGUCGCCGGUGAUGAAGCCGUCGAAGCUUACGUUCAGGCAAAAGCUUAUUGAGAUGGAUAUCACGGGCACUGUUAUGUUUGUGUCAAGUAUGACAUGCCUGUUCUUGGCCCUUCAAUGGGGCGGCACCAACUACGCAUGGUCGAGCUCCAAAGUCUGGGGGUUGAUACUGGGUUCUGGCCUCCUGUUUGUGGCAUUCAUCACUCUGCAGUUACACUUGGGAGAGAGGGCUACGAUACCCCUCCGGAUCUUCCGUAACCGCAGCCUCUCGCUCAGUCUCCUCACCUCCGCACUCUUAUACUUUGGACUCACCGUCCACACCUUCUACCUCCCCUUCUACUUCCAAUCCGCCAAAGGCACAUCCGCCGCCUCUUCCGGCCUCCGCAUGCUGCCCUACAUUGUAACAUUCUCCGUAACCCAGAUGCGCCGUCACGAUGCUAGGCGUCUAUCUCCCAUUCAUGUGGACCGGUUCCGCAAUCUUCACAAUCGGCGCCGUCUCAUCUCUUCCCUCAAAAUAACCUCGGACAUCGGCCAUCCAAUCGGCUACCAGAUCCUCGCAGGCUACGGCUUCGGCUCCAGCAUGCAGUUAUGCGCCACUGCUGUGCGAGCAUCCAUCAGCGAUAGAAAGGAUAUCCCCAUCUCGAGUGCGUUGACGAUAUUCGCACCGUUUUUUGGCGGCUCGCUGGCUGCUGCUGUUGCGCAGAAUAUCUUCAGGGUGGAACUUGUGAGGACCUUGCAGCAUUCGGCGGUGGCUGAUAGUACUAUGGCUAUUGUGGCAGCGGGAGCGACUGGUGGACAGAAUGUGGUGCCGGUUAUGCAAAAGGGUCUUGUUCGAGAGGCAUAUAAUUUUGCCGUGUCCAGAACAUUUCUGCUGGCUGUGGCAAGUGGGGGCCUGGCAUUCUUGUGUACGCUUGGGAUUGAGUGGAAGAAUCUUAAAAGAGCUGCAAAGCAAGAUACGACUGAGGGAAGAGGAUUAAAUGAAACAAAAGGUGUUACUAUCAGUGUACAGGAGAAGAGUUGA